This is a messenger RNA of Hirsutella rhossiliensis, 369 nucleotides long. Its product is annotated as coA binding domain-containing protein. Lineage: Eukaryota; Fungi; Ascomycota; Sordariomycetes; Hypocreales; Ophiocordycipitaceae. The record is from RefSeq and is a predicted model, not a curated record. The transcript has 2 exons. Bases 1 to 369 code for a protein of 122 amino acids.
AUGGCUACCGAGGCUACGGCUCGCAAGUUCUUCGCCUCGCCCCUCUUCGCCGUUGUCGGAGCGAGCUCCAACCCGGCCAAGUUUGGCCACAAAGUCCCCAACCUCUCGGCCCUGCCCAACCCCAGGCAGACGUCCGUGUCCAUCAUCACUCCCCCGGGCGCCACCCUCGGGGUGCUGGAGGAGGCCAAGAAGCUGGGCAUUCCGGCGGUUUGGAUGCAGCCCGGCACCUUUGACGAGGCCGUCCUCGAGUUUGCCCUCGCCGAGGGGGCCUUUGAGUCGGUCGUGUACGGCGACGGCGGCCGCGGCAGCGAGGGCUGGUGCGUGCUCGUCGACGGCGAGAAGGCCCUGAAGGAUGCAGGGAAGCUGUAA